CAAAAAUUCAGACUAAAUGACCGUAAUUAAAAAUAUGGAUUUGAUUACGACAAUUGAGGACGAUGCAGAGGUUGAGAACCUAUCAGAAGAUUCCGAUGCCGAGGUUGAGUACCAACCCACGAAACUAAAACAAAGGAAAAUUACGGAAUUUGAAAAGGGAUUUGAAUUCGUAUCUUCGGUAAAGGAAUAUAAUAAAGAUACCUGGGAUGAUUUGAUGAAAUAUGUAAAACGGAAGGCACGUACAAAAACGGAUGACAAAAUUGCGGAACGCUUAAGAAAACGUGGAGACGGCAGCAGUCAUGAAGUACAUAAUGAUGAUGAUAGCGAUGAGGAACUUGAUAUCUCCGAAGAUGAGCUGAAACAUGACAAUCUUCGAUUGAGGGAGAAAAAACAAAUAAAAAAGAAGAAGAAACAUGCGGACAGUGACGAGGAGGAUAGUGAAAAUGAGGAUGAGAAGAUGAAAUUUGAAGAAGCCAUCGAUUCGAAUGAGGCUAUCACUUCGUUUUACCAAAUGAAUCUUUCCAGGCCCCUAAUGAGAGCUAUUGGCGUAUUGGGUUAUAUAUAUCCAACGCCAAUCCAAGCUUCAACGAUCCCUGUUGCUUUACUUGGACGAGAUAUCUGUGGCUGUGCUGCCACGGGUACGGGUAAAACUGCGGCGUAUAUGUUACCCACAUUGGAGCGUCUCUUAUACCGUCCAAUGAACAAUAAGACGGUUACUAGAGUUCUAGUGUUGGUGCCAACACGUGAGUUGGGUGCUCAGGUGUACCAAGUGACUAAGCAACUGUGUCAGUUUACAAACAUAGAUGCAGGUUUAGCUAUUGGUGGUUUAGAUGUCAAGGCCCAGGAAAUUGUUCUGAGACAGAAUCCAGAUAUAGUGAUUGCCACACCUGGUCGUUUAAUUGAUCACAUUAAAAACACGCCAAGCUUUACUUUGGACUCCAUUGAGGUUCUUAUUCUCGACGAAGCCGAUCGAAUGUUGGAUGAAUAUUUUGCCGAACAGAUGAAAGAAAUUAUUAAUUCAUGCUCAAAAACCAGACAAACAAUGCUUUUUUCUGCAACAAUGAGCGAGAAAGUUAAGGAUUUGGCCGCUGUAUCCCUCAACAAACCUAUCAAAGUUUUUGUCAACAACAAUCAACAAGUUGCAUUCAAUUUGCGCCAAGAGUUCAUUCGUAUUCGCGAGGACAAGGAAGGCGACCGCGAGCCGAUUUUGGCCAGUCUUAUAUGCCGUACAUUUCAUGACCAUUGUAUGGUUUUUGUGCAGACGAAAAAGCAAGCUCAUAGACUUCACAUACUGCUUGGCUUACUUGGUAUACGUGCCGGCGAACUGCAUGGAAACUUAACACAGCAACAACGUUUGGAAUCACUAAAGAAGUUCAAAGAUGAGCAAAUCGACGUUCUUAUUGCUACCGAUGUGGCUGCCAGAGGCCUGGAUAUUGUUGGUGUUAAGACUGUCAUCAAUUUUGUAAUGCCAAUAACUACAGAACAUUACAUUCAUCGAGUUGGUAGAACUGCUCGGGCUGGUAGAGCUGGUAUUUCGGUAUCAUUGGCGGGUGAAAAAGAAAGGAAAAUCGUCAAAGACAUUAUAAAAAACGCUGAAGGAUCUAUCAAGAAUCGCAUAAUUCCUCCCGAGAUCAUAGAAAAAUAUAGGAAAAAGUUGAUAGCCCUGGAACCGGAGAUACAAAACAUAUUAGAUGAAGAGCAAGCUGAGCGGCAACUUGCCAAAAUGGAACAACAAUUGUCAAAAACUGAGCGGAAGUUGCUGGGCAAUUCUAAUGGUGAACAUCGAGACUGGUUCCAAACGAAGAAACAGCGCGAAGAAGAGAAGGAACGGUUAGCUCUGGAUUCUACUGGCGGAAAAUCGGAAAAGCCAAAGAAAUCACAAAAACGCGAAUAUGGCGGUGACGGCGAAGAUGGUCCACCAGUUAAGGAUUUAGCUGUCAAAAAGAAAAAGAAAGAGGAGCCCAAAAAGAAAACCCCUGAACAACUUGCUAAGGAAAGAGCAAUGAAAGAAAUUGAAAAAGUGUCUUUAGUCAGGGCAAAGAUAUCAAAGUUACGAAAACGCCCCGGUAAAUUGAGCGCCGUGUCCGAUGCCCCCGCCAAUAAAAAUAACUCAUCGAGCAACUCCAAUAAGCGAGGAGGUAACCAUUCGGCGUUUACUAACGAUUUAACUGAUAUAAGUCGUAGUGGUGCAUUGCGCCUACGAUCAGAAGCAAACCGCCAUAAGAAGAUGAACAAGAUUACAGCCAAAAAGAAGACCAGCAACGUCAAACUAAUUAAUAAGGCGGGCAAAAAUAAGUUCAAUAAAGGAAAAAGCUUUGGAGCGCCCCGCUUUACGAAAAAGGACAAAGGCAAGAAAAAAUAG
Molecule: messenger RNA, 2362 nt
Organism: Musca vetustissima
Lineage: Eukaryota; Metazoa; Arthropoda; Insecta; Diptera; Muscidae
Gene: Rs1
Product: probable ATP-dependent RNA helicase DDX27
Exons: 4
Coding region: 17-2362 (781 amino acids)
Molecular function (GO): RNA helicase activity; ATP binding; nucleic acid binding
Source: RefSeq, a predicted model, not a curated record